AUGCAUCUUGAUCGUGUUCUUGUGGUGACGGUGGUAGUUCUUCUUACCAUUACCAGUGCUCUCGUGGUGCCCCAGGAGGACAGCGUUUCACACGCUUUAUUCACUGGUCGGGAUGGUGUAAACCAGGGGAGAUCACUUCGGGUCACUCAGGCCGACGAGAACGACAGCUCCACCAUUCAAGAUCGGACUGAUGCAGAAGAGAGGGCCAAUCUGAUAUCGACAUUUUUCUCGAAGAUAGGGGACCACGUGCCUCUAUCUUGGAAAACUAGGUUGUGGCUUGAGCGAAGCAAACCGGUCGAUUAUGUCAAGGAAAAACUGGGUAUGAAGGGGCUGACAGGAGCUCGACUAAUGGAGCACGAGAACUACCCACGUUUGGUGUGGUAUGCGGACACACUUGAAGGCUAUAAGAUAUGGAAGCUGGUCCGCAGAGAUUACACAACAACCUAUUGGUGGGACAGGAAAGGGCUCGACCAAAUGGUGUCUGCGAAGAAGGACAUGACAAACGACGAAAUUUUCGCUCAGCUAAACAAAAUUAAGACCACACCAGCGUUUAAAAGCUACAAGCGCUAUGCUAUUGCGUUUGACGAUCACAUCAUCAAUAUGUUUGGCUCCGGUUAUUACCGACCAACUCGGUUUAUCGAUGAGAACGCUACGCCGGUGGAAAAGAUGGCAAGGACACAGAUUUGGGUGGAAAAGGAAAGACCUCCGGAGUAUGUGAAGGAAUUUUUGGGGCUAUUGAGAGCAGACGCGACGGAGCUCAAAAAGAACCAAUUCUACGUGUACUUUAUUGCAGAAUAUACGAAGAUCCAGGAGGCUAAAGCUUUGGCUAAAUCCAUCCUAAAGGCUCAAGCAAAAGCAAAAGCGCAAGCAAAAGCGCAAGCAAAAGCACAAGCAAAAGCACAAGCAAAAUCACAAGCUAAAGCUAAACCAAAGACCAAUUAA
Molecule: messenger RNA, 942 nt
Organism: Phytophthora nicotianae INRA-310
Lineage: Eukaryota; Oomycota; Peronosporomycetes; Peronosporales; Peronosporaceae
Exons: 1
Coding region: 1-942 (313 amino acids)
Source: RefSeq, a predicted model, not a curated record